AUGACGACGAAAUAUUAUUUUCGUAUUAUUUUAUUAAGUUUUUUUUAUGUCGCGAUCGUGACGUGUCAGGAGGCGGAAGAGACGACAGCCGUCGAUGUCGUCGGUAACGUUUUCGAAUCUUGCGUUCAAUACGGUUCGUUAUCGUGCGUCAAACCGAAAUUUUUAAAAUUUUUAAGGGAAUCACUUAAAAACGAUAGAAUACCAUUGACUGAUAACUUAUCAAUUGAAAAAAAUGGCGGUAAAUUUUCAUAUGAGUCAAAGGAGGACAACGAUAACGACGACAUGAUGAAAAAGGAAAGACUCAGAUUAUUGAUGUUUGAAAAAAUCGAUAAUUAUUUAAACAAUCACGAAUUGAAAAUAAAAUUACCCAAAGAACUUGUUACCGGAGAAAUAUUUCCAUUUGUACCUAAAUAUUUUUUUGAUAAUAACGUACCCAAAGAAAUUAUCGUGCCUCUUUCAUCCGAAACUAAAAAAACAUUGGAGGAAAAAGAAGAAGGAAGGGGUUUAAUGAAAAAAGUUAUAAUACCAUUUUUACUCGGUUUAAAAGUCAAAGCCUCCGUAUUUGUACCUCUUGCGAUUGCAUUGAUUGCUAUGAAAACAUGGAAAGCUUUGACUCUCGGACUUUUAUCAGCUGUUUUAUCCGCUGCUAUGGUCAUAUUUAAAUUUGCCAAACCAAAAGUCGUCAAUUACGAAGUUUAUCAUUAUCCGACUCAUCACUCGCCGCCUCAAGUCGUUGAACAUCAUCCACCACCUCAUCAUCCAUACGUCGAACAUCACGGAUACGGAAGAUCCUCAUCAUCAUCAUCAUUGUCAUCAUCCUACGGCCAAGAUUUAGCAUAUAACGCUUAUAAAAAUUAA
Messenger RNA from Pediculus humanus corporis (human body louse), 858 nucleotides. RefSeq lists its product as uncharacterized. NCBI's taxonomy places the organism in Eukaryota, Metazoa, Arthropoda, Insecta, Psocodea, Pediculidae. The transcript has 3 exons. The record is from RefSeq and is a predicted model, not a curated record. The coding region runs from base 1 to 858 and encodes 285 amino acids.